This is a messenger RNA of Amoebophrya sp. A25, 479 nucleotides long. The record is from the annotation of a GenBank genome assembly. NCBI's taxonomy places the organism in Eukaryota, Dinophyceae, Syndiniales, Amoebophryaceae.
CUUCGUUGCAACUGGAUUACAGUGCGGCAACAUCAAGCCGUACUUCGUGUCGGUCGAUGCAGAAGGCAAAUUCACACAAGAAGCAGGCCGCCAGCAGCUAGAACCUCUGCAAGCAACGUCCACUGUUCAUGAGGCACGGAGCGCGCACGCGUUUCCCAGAGACCGAGACAAGCUCGUUGACAUUGUAGACGAUAUGCAGUUUCUCGCGACGUGCGGACUUAACCCAGCACGUACAAUAAUUAGUAACUCGAUCGCAGUACGAGCGCACUCGGACUUUCGCGUCUGGGAGUGUUGUCUUCGCGAAGUUGUGACUACGGAUGGCAAGAGUUCAGUGGGUGUUGCGUUCUUGCAUCCUCUCACUAUUGCCAAAGCUGCACCUCGAGCAAAGGCGGAACCAAAGGCAAAAGCAAAAGCGGACGCAAGAGCAAAGGUACUAGGUCUACGUGUAGCGAUAGACGCAGCGUCUUUUUACUUUACUU